AGAGCGCUUGGAGCCAGCGCUGCAGGGAGAUAGCAGCGCGCAGCCCGCAGAGGCGCUGCGGCCCGUGCAGCCCCGGAGGCCCCUCGCGGAGAAGGCGGCGGCGGAGGAGAGGCCGAGUUACCGCCCGCCGCCCGCGCCCCCCCAACCCCGCCGCCGCCGCCGCCGCCGCCACUGCCCCCCCUCCCCGCGGCGCCGCAUCUUGAAUGGAAACAUGGCGGUGCCGGCUCGGACCUGCGGCGCCUCUCGGCCCGGCCCAGCGCGGACUGCGCGCCCCUGGCCCGGCUGCGGCCCCCACCCUGGCCCCGGCACCCGGCGCCCGACGUCCGGGCCCCCGCGCCCGCUGUGGCUGCUGCUGCCGCUUCUACCGCUGCUCGCCGCCCCCGGCGCCUCUGCCUACAGCUUCCCCCAGCAGCACACGAUGCAGCACUGGGCCCGGCGUCUGGAGCAGGAGGUCGACGGCGUGAUGCGGAUUUUUGGAGGCGUCCAGCAGCUCCGUGAGAUUUACAAGGACAACCGGAACCUGUUCGAGGUACAGGAGAAUGAGCCUCAGAAGUUGGUGGAGAAGGUGGCAGGGGACAUUGAGAGCCUUCUGGACAGGAAGGUGCAGGCCCUGAAGAGACUGGCUGAUGCUGCAGAGAACUUCCAGAAAGCACACCGCUGGCAGGACAACAUCAAGGAGGAAGACAUCGUGUACUAUGACGCCAAGGCUGACGCUGAGCUGGACGACCCUGAGAGUGAGGAUGUGGAAAGGGGGUCUAAGGCCAGCACCCUAAGGCUGGACUUCAUCGAGGACCCAAACUUCAAGAACAAGGUCAACUAUUCAUACGCGGCUGUACAGAUCCCUACGGACAUCUACAAAGGCUCCACUGUCAUCCUCAAUGAGCUCAACUGGACAGAGGCCCUGGAGAAUGUGUUCAUGGAAAACCGCAGACAAGACCCCACACUGCUGUGGCAGGUCUUCGGCAGCGCCACAGGAGUCACUCGCUACUACCCGGCCACCCCGUGGCGAGCCCCCAAGAAGAUCGACCUGUACGAUGUCCGAAGGAGACCCUGGUAUAUCCAGGGGGCCUCGUCACCCAAAGACAUGGUCAUCAUCGUGGAUGUGAGUGGCAGUGUGAGCGGCCUGACCCUGAAGCUGAUGAAGACAUCUGUCUGCGAGAUGCUGGACACGCUGUCUGAUGAUGACUAUGUGAAUGUGGCCUCGUUCAACGAGAAGGCACAGCCUGUGUCAUGCUUCACACACCUGGUGCAGGCCAAUGUGCGCAACAAGAAGGUGUUCAAGGAAGCUGUGCAGGGCAUGGUGGCCAAGGGCACCACAGGCUACAAGGCCGGCUUUGAGUAUGCCUUUGACCAGCUGCAGAACUCCAACAUCACUCGGGCCAACUGCAACAAGAUGAUCAUGAUGUUCACGGAUGGUGGUGAGGACCGCGUGCAGGACGUCUUUGAGAAGUACAAUUGGCCAAACCGGACGGUGCGCGUGUUUACUUUCUCCGUGGGGCAGCAUAACUAUGACGUCACACCGCUGCAGUGGAUGGCCUGUGCCAACAAAGGCUACUAUUUUGAGAUCCCUUCCAUCGGAGCCAUCCGCAUCAACACACAGGAAUAUCUAGAUGUGUUGGGCAGGCCCAUGGUGCUGGCAGGCAAGGAGGCCAAGCAGGUGCAGUGGACCAACGUGUAUGAGGAUGCACUGGGACUGGGGUUGGUGGUAACAGGGACCCUCCCUGUUUUCAACCUGACACAGGAUGGCCCUGGGGAAAAGAAGAACCAGCUGAUCCUGGGCGUGAUGGGCAUUGACGUGGCUCUGAAUGACAUCAAGAGGCUGACCCCCAACUACACGCUUGGAGCCAACGGCUAUGUGUUUGCCAUUGACCUGAACGGCUACGUGUUGCUGCACCCCAAUCUCAAGCCCCAGACCACCAACUUCCGGGAGCCUGUGACUCUGGACUUCCUGGAUGCGGAGCUAGAGGAUGAGAACAAGGAAGAGAUCCGUCGGAGCAUGAUUGAUGGCAACAAGGGCCACAAGCAGAUCAGAACGUUGGUCAAGUCCCUGGAUGAGAGGUACAUAGAUGAGGUGACACGGAACUACACCUGGGUGCCUAUAAGGAGCACUAACUACAGCCUGGGGCUGGUGCUCCCACCCUACAGCACCUUCUACCUCCAAGCCAAUCUCAGUGACCAGAUCCUGCAGGUCAAGUUGCCAAUCAGCAAACUGAAGGAUUUUGAGUUCCUGCUCCCCAGCAGCUUUGAGUCUGAAGGACACGUUUUCAUUGCUCCCAGAGAGUACUGCAAGGACCUGAAUGCCUCAGACAACAACACCGAGUUCCUGAAAAACUUUAUUGAGCUCAUGGAGAAAGUGACUCCAGACUCCAAGCAGUGCAACAACUUCCUUCUGCACAACCUGAUCUUGGACACGGGCAUCACGCAGCAGCUGGUAGAGCGUGUGUGGAGGGACCAGGAUCUCAACACGUACAGCCUACUGGCCGUGUUCGCUGCCACAGACGGUGGCAUCACCCGAGUCUUCCCCAACAAGGCAGCUGAGGACUGGACAGAGAACCCUGAGCCCUUCAAUGCCAGCUUCUACCGCCGCAGCCUGGAUAACCACGGUUAUGUCUUCAAGCCCCCACACCAGGAUGCCCUGUUAAGGCCGCUGGAGCUGGAGAAUGACACUGUGGGCAUCCUCGUCAGCACAGCUGUGGAGCUCAGCCUAGGCAGGCGCACACUGAGGCCAGCAGUGGUGGGCGUCAAGCUGGACCUAGAGGCUUGGGCUGAGAAGUUCAAGGUGCUAGCCAGCAACCGUACCCACCAAGACCAGCCUCAGAAGCAGUGCGGCCCCAACAGCCACUGUGAGAUGGACUGCGAGGUUAACAAUGAGGACUUACUCUGUGUCCUCAUUGAUGAUGGAGGAUUCCUGGUGCUGUCAAACCAGAACCAUCAGUGGGACCAGGUGGGCAGGUUCUUCAGUGAGGUGGAUGCCAACCUGAUGCUGGCACUCUACAAUAACUCCUUCUACACCCGCAAGGAGUCCUAUGACUAUCAGGCAGCCUGUGCCCCUCAGCCCCCUGGCAACCUGGGUGCUGCACCCCGGGGUGUCUUUGUGCCCACCGUUGCAGAUUUCCUUAACCUGGCCUGGUGGACCUCUGCUGCCGCCUGGUCCCUGUUCCAGCAGCUUCUCUACGGCCUCAUCUACCACAGCUGGUUCCAAGCAGACCCCGCGGAGGCCGAGGGGAGCCCCGAGACGCGCGAGAGCAGCUGCGUCAUGAAACAGACCCAGUACUACUUCGGCUCGGUAAACGCCUCCUACAACGCCAUCAUCGACUGCGGAAACUGCUCCAGGCUGUUCCACGCGCAGAGACUGACCAACACCAAUCUUCUCUUUGUGGUGGCCGAGAAGCCGCUGUGCAGCCAGUGCGAGGCUGGCCGGCUGCUGCAGAAGGAGACGCACUCGGACGGCCCGGAGCAGUGUGAGCUAGUGCAGAGACCGCGAUACCGGAGAGGCCCGCACAUCUGCUUCGACUACAACGCGACAGAAGAUACCUCAGACUGUGGCCGCGGGGCCUCCUUCCCGCCGUCGCUGGGCGUCCUGGUCUCCCUGCAACUGCUGCUCCUCCUGGGCCUGCCGCCCCGGCCGCAGCCUCAAGUCCUCGUCCACGCCUCUCGCCGCCUCUGAGCACCCUGCCCCACCCCACCUCCACUCCCACCUCACCCGGCCUCUUCGCCUUUCCCACCCUCCUGCCCCACACUCCCCGCCUUAGAGCCUCGUCCCUCCCUCACUGAAGGACCUGAGCUGGCCAGGCCCUGAGAGUCUGGUCUGCGCCUUGGGAUGGGGAGUCCCAAAGCGGGACGCCGCAGGUGUUUGGCACCCAAAUCACAUCUCACCUCCGAACUGUUCAAGUGUCCCCAGACCCUUCUUGCCUGCUGGGCUCCCCCCAGUGGGAUGGGACAGGGAGGCCACACGCACUGGUGCCAAAACCAGGCCUCUGCUGCCGCCCUUCCUGGAGGCUGCCUAUGUUGGGGGGGACCCUGCCUCAGCUGACCCGGCCUCUCUGCCCCACCCAAGCCCAAACUUGGUUUCUGUGAGAAUAGUGGAGGAAGGUGAGAUGGCCAGUUUGAAGCCUGUGCCUCCCAGCUUAAAUCCUAGCAGGAGAGAGGCUCUGGGGCAGCCCCCAUGGGCUCCUGCCCCUUUCAGGCCUACAGCCACAUCCCCAAGCCCACCAGGUGUCAGGAUAGUCACAGUGAUACCAGUUCAGACACUACCCCAUAUACACCUGGAACAUUGAGGAUGGAAACUGGACUCACAUUCGACAUACCCCACUGGGCACACGCACAAACACACACACUAUGGGGUGGGGUGGGUGUAGGGGCUUACAAAGCCUUACACAGGGCGAGGGGUUGGUGGGAGGGUUGGCACCUGCACACUCCAUCUCCUGCUCACCACCUGCCUCUAAUCUGAGCUGCAGCCUGGCUGGUCCUCCCAUUUCUAAAGCUGAAUGUCAAACAGUGCCAAAUGCUGGGGCAGGGGGUGAAGAACCCUCUGUCCCACCCCUAGCCACCAGUGUCCUCCAAGUGCCCCCUCACCUCUCCAGGUGCUCAUUGUAACCAUUUCUCACUAGUGUCAGGCCCCCAGUGGGACCACAUGCCACUGCCUGCACCUUUCGGCAGAGGAACCCCCACCAGACAUCACCCUUUGCCUUAGCAGGGGUGACUUUGUCUCUCCUGGCUGGGCCAUCCUUCCGCCAAUCUGGCCCUUACACACUCAGGCCUGUGCCCACUCCCUAUCUCCUUCCCACCCCUACACACACACUCCCUGCUUGCAGGAGGCCAAACUGUCCCUCCCUUGCUGAACACACACACACACACACACACACAGGUGGGGACUGGGCACAGCUCUUCACACCAUUCAUUCUGGUCAUUUCCCCCAAAGGCAUCCCAGCCUGGGGGCCAGUGGGGAACUGAGGGCAAGGGGAUAUAGUGAUGGGGCUCAGAUGGACUGGGAGGAGGGGGAGGGUGAUGCAUUAAUUAAUGGCUUCGUUAAUUAAUGUCAUGUUGCUUGUCGCUUUCUCAGUGUGUGUGUGUGGUCCAUGCCCACUGCUGGUGCCAGGGUGGGUGUCCAUGUGCACCCGGCCUGGAUGCCAGCUGUGUCCUUCGGGGGCGUGCGUGUAACUGUAGUGUAGUCAGGUGCUCAAUGGAGAAUAUAAACAUAUACAGAAAAAUAUAUAUUUUAAGUUUAAAAAACAGAAAAACAGACAAAACAAUCCCCAUCAGGUAGCUGUCUAACCCCCAGCUGGGUCUAAUCCUUCUCAUUACCCACCCGACCUGGCUGCCCCUCACCUUGGGCUGGGGGACUGGGGGGCCAUUUCCUUUUCUCUGCCCUUUUUUUGUUGUUCUAUUUUGUACAGACAAGUUGGAAAAACAACAGCGACAAAAAAGUCAAGAAACUUUGUAAAAUAUCGUGUGUGUGAUUCCUUGUAAAAUAUUUUCAAAUGGUUUAUUACAGAAGAUCAGUUAUUAAAUAAUGUUCAUAUUUUCACUUCAAAUGGUUCCCAUCCACUGUAUCAGCUUGGGGGUGAGGACUGGGUAGCUAUGAAGACAGUUGGCCAAGACCUCAGAGUCCCACUUAGUGCUCUGCAGGGGGUGAAGACCAUGGUAGCCCAGGUCCCUGUCAACCACAGGGCAUGGCACUUGCUUCCACCAGUUAUAAUAGGUGCCAGGCCCUUGACAUA
Molecule: messenger RNA, 5720 nt
Organism: Homo sapiens (human)
Lineage: Eukaryota; Metazoa; Chordata; Mammalia; Primates; Hominidae
Gene: CACNA2D2
Product: calcium voltage-gated channel auxiliary subunit alpha2delta 2
Exons: 39
Coding region: 212-3667 (1151 amino acids)
Biological process (GO): calcium ion transmembrane transport
Cellular component (GO): membrane
Source: RefSeq, a predicted model, not a curated record